UAAAGAUGGCAGCUGUCUGCUAGUGAAAAACUUUUCUUCCUAACCUUUCGUCAUAAUUAAACUUCAGGGCAUUUUUAAAAUUAAUAAAGCCCUCGGUGGUAAUUUAUUAUUCAAUGGUGAAUGAUACUGCCCACUUCUUAAGCUACUAUACAGAAACAAAAUACAAAAUCCAGUUACAUCUUUUAAAAACUACAUAAUUUUGGUGUAGCCCUUAACAAAUGUUUAAGCCAAGUUUUAUUGAUAGAACUUUUUCAAAAUUCAAUGAAAUUUGUUUAUAGCUUUGUAAUCAGAAGUACUAUUUUUCUUGUUAGUCAGCUUAACUUUAAACUUGCUAAUGCAAUAUGGAAGAGAAAACAAGCUUUCAAGUUUUGCCAUGCACAGAGAUUAAACAGGAAUCAAUUGAGGAGUUUGAGCCUGAUGUUUCAAACAAUUACAUACAGAUAAAGGACGAACCAAUGGAGGACUUUAAGUCUGAUGUUGCAACCAAUUACAUACAGAUAAAAGACGAACCAAUGGAGGAAUUUAAGUCUGAUGUUGCAACCAAUUACAUACAGCUAAAACUAGAUAUAACAGAGAAAUUUAAACCUGAUGUUUCAACAAAUUUUUCAAAUUUUGUUGACAUGAAGCCAUUGCUAUCUUUUAAGUGUGAGAAACAAGAAGUUUUGACUGAACAACUUAACUCUAUGCCAGAUUUUACUGCUAGCAGAGAAAAUUUUCAAUUUGCUAAGUCUGAGAUAUUUAGUGAAUUAAAAGAACUGAAAAUUAUGCUCAAUCAAUCAUUAGAUAAUAAGUUGUUUUAUAAUCAGUCAAAUCAUGAAGAAGAGAAACCAAUUGAAUGUGACAUUUGUCAUAAAAAGUUUAUCUGUAUUAACGCGUUGUCUGUUCAUAAAAGCAUUCAUUCGCAGGAAAAGCCUCAUGAGAGUGACAUUUGUCAUAAAAAGUUUGCUCAAAAGUAUAUGUUAACUGUUCAUAAAAGAAUUCAUUCUGGAGAAAAGCCUCAUGAAUGUGACAUUUGUCAUAAAACUUUUACCUCAAAGUAUAAGUUAUCUUUUCAUAAAAUAAUUCAUUCUGGGGUAAAGCCAUAUGAAUGUGGCAUUUGUAGUAAAAAGUUUGUUCGAAAGUAUUCCUUAAAUAUUCAUAAAAGAAUUCAUUCUGGAGAAAAGCCUCAUGAGUGUGACAUUUGUCAUAAAAAGUUUACUGAAAAGGUUAUUUUAUCUGCUCAUGAAAUAACUCACUCCGAAGUAAAAUCACAUGAAUGUGACAUCUGUCAUAAAAAAUUUAUUAAAAGAAAAUCUUUAAAUGCUCAUAAAAAAAUUCAUUCUAGAGAAAAACCAUUUGAAUGUGACAUUUGUCAGAAAAGGUUUUCACAUAAGAGUAAAUUAUCUGAUCAUAAAAUAAUUCAUUCAGGGGAAAAGCCAUUUGAAUGUGAUAUGUGUUGUAAAACAUUUGCUCGUAAGUACACAUUAACAGUUCAUAAAAGAGUUCAUUCUAGAGAAAAACCAUAUGAAUGUGACAUUUGUUCUAAAAAGUUUUCUGAAAAAAAAAAUUUAUCUGUUCAUGAAAGAAUUCAUUCUGGAGAAAGGCCACAUGAAUGUGACAUCUGUCAUAGAAGGUUUACUGGAAAAUAUUAUUUAUCUGUUCAUAAAAGAAUUCAUUCUGGAGAAAGCCCUGAAUGUGAUGUUUGUCAUAAAAAGUUUACGCGAAGGUACUCCUUAACUCUUCAUCAAAGAAAAAUACAUUAUGGACAAAAGACUUCAUGAUCAUAAUAUUUGUCAUCAAAAGGUUUUACACAAUUAUUAUCUAUCUAGUUUUUUUUUAAAAAGGCAUUCUGUAUAAAUUAACAUUUUAAUAUG
Messenger RNA from Physella acuta, 1853 nucleotides. RefSeq names its product zinc finger protein 420. Gene Ontology annotation, molecular function: RNA polymerase II cis-regulatory region sequence-specific DNA binding; DNA-binding transcription factor activity. The record is from RefSeq and is a predicted model, not a curated record. Gene Ontology annotation, biological process: regulation of transcription by RNA polymerase II. NCBI's taxonomy places the organism in Eukaryota, Metazoa, Mollusca, Gastropoda, Physidae.